Molecule: messenger RNA, 1883 nt
Organism: Phymastichus coffea
Lineage: Eukaryota; Metazoa; Arthropoda; Insecta; Hymenoptera; Eulophidae
Gene: Zip102B
Product: zinc transporter ZIP9
Exons: 5
Coding region: 251-1117 (288 amino acids)
Biological process (GO): zinc ion transport; transmembrane transport
Cellular component (GO): membrane
Molecular function (GO): metal ion transmembrane transporter activity
Source: RefSeq, a predicted model, not a curated record
GAGCGCGUGACAGUAGCAGUAGCUACUUGCCAAAGCCAGACCAAAGCAAAGAUACAAAGCGUGUGCCACAUCGACGACAGCAGACCAGCUGCCUCAUUUCCCGAUCACACCAUGACCCGAACACUCAAGGUUAUUGUGAUGAGGUAGCUUCAACAUCGGGCUGUCUACAGAAUUCAAUAAUUUUUGUUGUCCGAGUGAAUGUGAAGAAAAGAGAAAGUUUUAACAACAAAAUAUAUAUAAGACUAUAGAUAUGGAGCAAACGAUGGUUCUGUGGUUACUUGCCCUAGUAAUGCUAGGUGGUUCUUACCUUGCCGGCUCCUUGCCACUUGUUAUGAAUCUCUCCGAGGAUAAAUUACAGCUAGUGUCUGUCCUUGGAGCUGGGCUUCUUGUAGGAACUGCAUUGGCAGUGAUCAUUCCAGAAGGUGUUAGAGCACUAUUUAGCGGUGCAGCAAGUGUUUCAACUACAGCCCAUGAUACUGCUCAUGAGGCCAAUGAAGCUCAUAAUGAUCUUCACAGUUUGAUAGGAUUGAGUCUGGUGCUAGGAUUUGUAUUCAUGCUAUUAAUUGAUCAAUGCUCAUCUAAGAGAAAUGGUAACAAGGAGAAGAGUAUGACAGCUACACUGGGUUUGGUUGUCCAUGCUGCUGCCGAUGGAGUUGCUUUGGGAGCAGCAGCUACAACGUCGCAGGCUGACGUUGAAAUUAUUGUAUUUUUAGCUAUUAUGUUGCACAAGGCUCCUGCUGCAUUUGGACUUGUAUCUUUUCUACUUCAUGAAGGUGUGGAAAAAAGGAGGAUACAAAGACAUUUAUUAAUAUUCUCAUUGUCAGCUCCAUGCUUGGCUUUGGUUACAUACUUUGGAAUUGGAAAGGAAGGCAAAGAAACUUUAAGUAAUGUGAAUGCAACUGGAAUCGCUAUGUUAUUUAGUGCUGGAACAUUUUUGUAUGUAGCAACUGUACAUGUCUUACCUGAAUUGAUGACAAGAGUCAGUACAAAUUACUCUCAUCUUCCCACUGACUCUAGUGGAUCAACACCAUCGCAUGGUUUAAAAUUCAAAGAAAUUAUAGCAUUAGUUAUAGGUUCUUUUUUACCUGCUCUACUCACAAUGGGCCAUCAUCACUGAUGUAUUAUGGAGAGAAUCUGAUUUUAUCGUGAUAAAAACAUUUAUUUUCGUGCCCUAUCAGAUUUAUACUAAGUUCUUUGUUAUUAUUGCUGACCAAAAAGCAUUUUCUUUUCCAAUUAUAAGUUUAUUAAAAUUAGAUUUAAUUGUUAUUUGUAAAAAGGUUAUGUAUACAGAUUUUUUAACUGUGACAGUAUGAAAGGGUGUAUGUUUUCAAUUUGGUAUUGGAGAGUUGAAUGAUAAACGAAUAUUGCAUAAUAAUCAUUUUGUACAUAAAUCUAAAAAAAAUUUGUAGGUUUAAGAAUGGAUAUUCUUAAUAUUUUUUUACUCAUUGAACUGUAAAUUUAAAGUUAAAACACUAGUAAUGUAAAUCCAACAGACUGUGUUUUAUUCCGGUUUAGUAAGUAGCCUAUAAAAUAAAAAACUGCAAGGAUACAAAACAAAAAAAAGAUUAUAAUAUAUGAAAAGAAUUUUCAAAUUAUUGUUUCAAUUACACAAGAUAUUAAUUGUAAUGUAAUAACCAUUUGAUAAAAAACGAGUUAAGAAGAAAAUUAUAAUUGAUUAUAGUAUCAAUUAUAUAAUUUCCUCAAAUACUCAUUACUUACAUUUCGAUGUAAUAUACUCUAAGAAACUUUUGUACUACUUUGACUUAUAUUAUUUUCAAAUUGUAUAAAAUUUCAUUGCAAUCAAAAUAUCUAUAUCAUUCAUUUUCAUCACAAGAUUCAUCGUCGAUGAUUUAACUAACGUAGUAAACAGAGGGAAGACAGUC